UAGAUUUUUUCCCCUCUCAAUUCAAUUCAAUUCAACCUAUUCCUCUCUUAAACCCUAGCACCUGAAAUUUCGUUACUGAGAUCUAAGCAAUCCCGCAGAUUGGAACUCUUUCGUCUACACUUGAUAUCCGUAUUUGAGGUAAACUUUGCGCAUGUUCUGGAAUGGCCAACAAUUCUCAACCAUCUAGUGCCCAGCCACAUUGGCCUCCUUCAGUUGGAUCCAUGGGUCCUCAAAGUUAUGGCUCUCCCUUAUCUUCACAGUUUCGACCAGUGGCCCCAGCGCAGCAAGGACUACACUUUAUUCCAGGUGCUUCCCAGCAGUUCCGACCUGUUGGGCAGGUUCCCUCUCCAAAUGCUGGGAUGCCAGCUGUUCAAAAUUCGCAGAUGCAGUUUUCUCAGCCAAUGCAGCAGUAUCCACCCCGGCCAAAUCAACCUGGUCUUUCUACGCCUUCACAACAGCCUGUACAAGUACCAUAUGGUCAAACAAACAGGCCUCUUACAUCUGAACCGCCACAGGCACAUCAAUCUGCUCCCCCUUUGAAUAGUCAUAUGCCUGGUGUAGGAGCCCCUGGAAUGCCCCCAUCUUCAUCAUAUGGUUUUGCGCCAUCUUCUUUUGGCCUUCCUCAGAACGUUAGCACACCUUCCCAGUUUCAGCCUAUAUCUCAGGUGCAUGCAUCUGUUGCCCCAGUUGCCAUGCAACCUUGGUUGUCAACCGGAAAUCAGAGUGUUUCACUUGCUACACCUAUACAGCAGACUAGCCAACAGCCUCCCCUUUCUUCUGCUGAUGCGGUUGCAAAUGUUGCUAGCCUUACUCUGCAAUCUUCUGAUUGGCAAGAGCAUACAUCCGCUGAUGGAAGAAGAUACUAUUACAACAAAAAGACAAGGCAAUCUAGUUGGGAAAAGCCUCUGGAACUGAUGACACCAAUAGAGAGAGCUGAUGCAUCCACGGUUUGGAAGGAAUUCACUACUUCGGAGGGAAGAAAAUAUUAUUACAACAAGGUUACAAAGCAGUCUAAGUGGACAAUACCUGAGGAAUUGAAGUUAGCACGUGAGCAAGCUCAGGCGGUAGCUAGCCAAGGAACUCCAUCAGGCUCAGGAGUGCCUCAAGCUCCAGUUGCUGCUAUUGGUUCUGCAGCUGAGAUGCCUUCUACAGCUAUUUCUUCGAGCUCCAACACUUUGCAGGAUUCAAGCCUGGCUUCAGUUAUGCCUGUUGUUAAUUCUUCACCCAAUUCAGCAUCUGGACCAACGGCUAUUCCUGUUUCACAAUCUGCUACUACAGAUGCACCUGGGGCAGUGUCUGUGUCACCUUUACCUGCUGUUCCCUUGGGAGGUUCCACUGUUUCUGUUCCUUCUGUCAAUGCUAACACAGCAGUCACAAGAAGCUUGGAACCUAUGGCAACUGAAGACACAGAUGGAGCUUCUGCUCAAGACAUUGAGGAAGCGAGAAAGGGGAUGGCAACUGGUGGAAAGGUUAAUGUGACUCCAGUAGAAGAGAAAAUUCUGGAUGAUGAGCCUUUAGUAUAUGCAAAUAAGCUGGAGGCAAAAAAUGCUUUCAAAUCUCUCCUUGAAUCUGCAAAUGUGCAAUCUGAUUGGACGUGGGAGCAGGCAAUGAGAGAAAUAAUUAUUGACAAAAGGUAUGAUGCUCUGAAGACACUUGGUGAGCGGAAGCAAGCCUUUAAUGAGUAUUUGGGUCAAAGAAAAAAGUUAGAAGCCGAGGAAAGGCGAAUGAGACAGAAGAAGGCUCGGGAGGAGUUUACAAAAAUGCUGGAAGAGUCUAAGGAACUAACAUCAUCCAUGAGAUGGAGUAAAGCUCAAAGUUUGUUUGAAAAUGAUGAGCGGUUUAAGACUGUUGAACGUGCCAGAGAUCGGGAAGAUCUUUUUGAAAGCUAUAUAGUGGAUCUUGAGAGGAAGGAAAGGGAACAUGCUGCAGAGGAAAAAAGGCGUUAUAUAGCAGAAUAUAGAAAAUUUCUGGAAUCCUGUGAUUUUAUUAAGGUAAACAGCCAGUGGAGGAAAGUUCAAGAUCGUUUGGAGGAUGAUGAAAGAUGCUCUCGUCUUGAAAAAAUUGAUCGGCUGCUCAUAUUCCAGGACUGCAUUCUUGACUUAGAGAAGGAAGAAGAGGAAAAAAAGAAGAUGCAAAAGGAACAAUUGAGACGUGCCGAGCGCAAAAACCGUGAUGCAUUUCGUAAGCUAAUGGAAGAUCAUGUUGCUGAUGGCACUCUUACAGCUAGAACUUAUUGGCGAGAUUAUUGUUUGAAGGUGAAAGAUUUGCCUCAAUAUCUUGCUGUUGCAUCAAACACAUCUGGUUCGACACCAAAAGAUUUGUUCGAGGAUGUUGCUGAAGAAUUAGAAAAACAGUAUCAUGAAGACAAAACCCGUAUAAAAGAUGCAAUGAAGUCGGGGAAGAUUACCAUGGUUUGUUCAUGGACAUUCGAAGACUUCAAGGCUGCUAUUUCAGAAGAAGUUGGUUCCUCGCUGAUAUCAGAUAUUAAAUUAAAGCCUGUGUAUGAUGAGUUACUUGAGAGAGCCAAGGAGAAGGAGGAGAAAGAGGCUAAAAAACGACAACGUCUAGCUGAUGACUUCACUAAACUAUUGCAUACCUAUAAGGAGAUAACGGCAUCUUCUAAUUGGGAGGAUUCCAAGCCACUUUUUGAAGAAAGUCAAGAAUACAUAUCAAUUGCAGAAGAGAGCAGUAGGAGAGAGAUUUUUGAGGAAUACAUUGCACACUUACAGGAGAAAGCUAAAGAUAAGGAGCGAAAACGAGAGGAGGAGAAGGCUAAAAAGGAGAGAGAUAGAGAAGAUAAAGAGAAAAGGAAGGAGAAGGAAAGAGAACGUGAAAGGGAAAAGGGUAAGGAUCGAACUAAAAAGGAUGAGACAGACGGUGAGAAUUUAGAUAUAUCCGACAGCUAUGGCCAUAAAGAAGAGAAGAAAAAGGACAGGGAGAAAGACAGGAAACAACACCGUAAACGUCAUCAAAGCACCGCUGAUGAUGAGAGUUCGGACAAGGAUGAUAGAGAGGAGUCCAAGAAGUCUCGGAGACAUGGCAGCGACCGUAAGAAAUCAAGAAAGCAUGCCCAUUCACCUGAAUCCGAGAGUGAAAGCCGGCAUAAAAAGCACAAGAGAGAUCGUGAUGGGUCGCGUAGAAACAGUGGUUAUGAGGAGCUCGAAGAUGGUGAACUUGGUGAGGAUGGUGUAGUUCCAUAUUUACCUUUAUCAUGAAAAAGGCUAAGAAACAAGUUCUUAAAGAUUUCAUUGCUACAUUGUUGUUUUUCUUUUUGACAAUCAGAGUAAUUUUCGACUUUGGUACUUUUAACCCACACCCACACAUCAG
This is a messenger RNA of Hibiscus syriacus, 3327 nucleotides long. Its product is annotated as pre-mRNA-processing protein 40A-like. NCBI's taxonomy places the organism in Eukaryota, Viridiplantae, Streptophyta, Magnoliopsida, Malvales, Malvaceae. Gene Ontology annotation, molecular function: RNA binding; protein binding. The coding region runs from base 162 to 3215 and encodes 1017 amino acids. Gene Ontology annotation, biological process: mRNA cis splicing, via spliceosome. Gene Ontology annotation, cellular component: U2-type prespliceosome; U1 snRNP. The transcript has 28 exons. The record is from RefSeq and is a predicted model, not a curated record.